AUGGCUGAUUGGGAUCCGUCCCUCUAUACCGGAAUGCCUGACCGAUUGGAUAGUCCUGGGCCAAUUCCGGAAGAAUAUUCUCGACAGUACCGAUCUCUGACAAAGAACACAGUAGAAACCCAUGGGCUAGAAACCCAACCCCCUACGACAACAUGGAGUUCUGUAGCUCAAACGAGCCGGGUAGGAGCAACGUUUCUUAAUAAUCCAGAGUCCCAUUCAAUGCCUAAGCCUUCAAUUCGUCCUUGGCCAACCUCAACCACAGCGUCUGGAUCUGGUUUCUCUGGCGUGCAGGGGGCUGCAAAUGAGCACACGUACGGAAUGGCGAAUGCAACGGGACGGAGCCAGCAAGAAGCACAUCGAAUGUUGCAGCCUCCUCAACAAAGAGUAGGGACCCAGCAUGUGCAUAACAAUGGAAACCAAUAUCUCCCUAUGAGACCAUCAGCUUUCACCAGAGGACAACAGCCUGAAGUACAGCAACCAUACCAGAAUUUUCAGUUCCAAACUCAGUCACAGAUUCAAUCAGCAGCUCAAGCUCAGCAACGAAAUACUCCCCUCCAGAGUUUGCAGCCAUCUGAGUCAAGACAAAGUACUUCUGGCUCAAGAAGAGAUAGACCUUCAGUCAAGCACCUAACCUGCUGGUGGUGGAAUGAGAAGGGCCAGUGUAAAUACAGUGUGGAUGAAUGUCUCUAUGCACAUCAUAAGACAGGCAAGGUUGCUGACGCCCCAAGACAAGUGAAACCUGGAGAGCCCCCAGUAGCGGGCAGGAAGCUCGCAAGAGCCCUGCAGGAGGAGGAGGAGAGGAAGAGGGCACCAGAGCGAGAGGUGGGCUUCCUCCGAGCCCAAAAUAAAGCCCUUCGCGAGGCUUACCUCGCUCUGCGGGAGACAACCUCGCAAUCCCUCUCAACAGUCGUCACUAUGCGGCAGUCUGUCACAAGACUGUCCGCAGAGGUGGUAAACGUCGAGAGGGACCGUGCGAGGCGCGGCCAGCUUUCCGCCACGCCCAUAGGUGGCACAAAUCAAGAAGACGCGCAGAUGGCGCGCGCCCUGCGAUCCGUGGAUGACCAGGGUCUGCUUGCGGGCGUGGUGGAGGGGCAGGCGCGGGCGCGGGUGGCGCGGGUGGAGGAGACGUUGGAGGCGGUGGGGUUGGGGGAGGUUGUGGCGGAGGGGAGAAGGGGAUGGUGAGUAGAGGGGGGAGAUGUGAGGGGUUGGC
This is a messenger RNA of Blastomyces dermatitidis ER-3, 1210 nucleotides long. RefSeq lists its product as uncharacterized. The coding region runs from base 1 to 1182 and encodes 393 amino acids. Gene Ontology annotation, molecular function: metal ion binding. The transcript has 3 exons. The record is from RefSeq and is a predicted model, not a curated record. NCBI's taxonomy places the organism in Eukaryota, Fungi, Ascomycota, Eurotiomycetes, Onygenales, Ajellomycetaceae.